AUGACGAAUAAGGGAGAGGAAGAGCCGGAAAGAGCCAGGCGGGCCCGCUUGCUCAGGCUCUUCGAGACACUAGAUACCAAUCAACAAGGCCAAUUGGACCUCGAGGGUCUGAGAAACGGUCUGAAGAGAAUCAACCACCCUCUCCAAAAUGCCGAUAAGAUGCUGCAAGACUUGAUGGAUAUUUGCGAUACUAGUGGUGAUGGUUUCAUUCAAUUCGAUGAAUUUGUAGUGUUUAUGGAGGCGACAGAACAGCACCUACGAGGUCUGUUUAAUGCUAUCGAUAGGGAUAAGAAUGGUCAGCUAGACCGGUCGGAAUUGGCACAUGCCCUUGAGAGCAAUGGAAUAAAGGUCGAACCGCACAAGUUGCAGGCCUUUUUUGAUCGUUUAGAUAAAAAUAGUGAUGGACAGAUUACUUUUGAGGAGUGGAGAGAUUUUCUUGUCUUCAUCCCUCAGUUCGGAGACGACGGUCUGGAUCCAGGCAUAAGGGCAAUAUAUUCAUACUACCUGGCUACUGUGAAUGUCAAUCCUGAAGGCGAUGUUACUCUGAAUGACGAUUUGUUUGAGAGCAUAGGCUUCUUCCUAGCAGGAGGUGCCGCUGGUGUGGUCUCAAGGACCGCCACGGCUCCAUUUGAUCGACUCAAGGUCUACCUGAUAGCGCAGACUGAUGUUGGCCAAACGAAGGAGGCAGUUAAGACGGCAGCUGUCAAAGGUGAAGUCGGGCAGCUUGCCAAAACUGCCACAAGGCCGAUGAGAGACGCUAUUCGCACUCUCUGGAAUGCCGGUGGCGUGAGAUCCUUUUUUGCUGGCAAUGGACUCAAUGUUGUAAAGGUUUUACCUGAAAGUGCCAUCAAAUUUGGGUCAUUCGAGGCCGCCAAGCGCCUUUUCGCUCGGCUCGAGGGCGCAGACGACCCUAAACAUAUAUCAGGUGGCUCGAGAUUUCUGGCUGGGGGUGUGGGCGGUGUGGUUAGCCAACUCGCCGUUUACCCCAUCGACACUUUGAAAUUUCGGAUGCAAUGUGAGAUGGUUGCCGGAGGCCCACGCGGAAACCAGCUUAUUGUCGCUACCGCCAGAAAACUUUGGUCAACUGGCGGUUUCUACCGCGGCUUACCGCUGGGCCUUGUCGGUAUCUUUCCAUAUUCCGCUAUCGACCUCGGAACAUUCGAGUGGAUGAAAAGGUCGUACAUCACUACUAGAUCGAAAACCUUGGGAAUUAGAGAGGAGGAUUUCCAAAUGUCCAACUUUGUUGUAUUGGCGAUUGGCGCCACAUCCGGUAGUGUCGGGGCGACCAUCGUCUAUCCUAUUAAUCUUUUGAGGACUAGGUUACAAGCACAGGGGACUGCCCAACACCCACAAACCUAUACAGGUAUGUGGGAUGUUACUAGUAGAACACUGAAGCAGGAGGGUGUGAAGGGGCUGUUCAAGGGAUUAACGCCUAAUUUGAUGAAGGUUGUUCCCGCGGUUUCUAUUUCUUAUCUCGUGUAUGAAAACUCGAAGCAACUUAUGGGUCUAAGAUAG
Orbilia oligospora ATCC 24927 is the source of this 1515-nucleotide messenger RNA. RefSeq lists its product as uncharacterized. The transcript is spliced from 8 exons. Lineage: Eukaryota; Fungi; Ascomycota; Orbiliomycetes; Orbiliales; Orbiliaceae. Gene Ontology annotation, biological process: transmembrane transport. Gene Ontology annotation, molecular function: calcium ion binding; ATP transmembrane transporter activity. The record is from RefSeq and is a predicted model, not a curated record. Bases 1 to 1515 code for a protein of 504 amino acids.